Messenger RNA from Dromiciops gliroides (monito del monte), 8575 nucleotides. Its product is annotated as gamma-aminobutyric acid receptor subunit gamma-3. The transcript is spliced from 7 exons. Gene Ontology annotation, cellular component: GABA-A receptor complex; neuron projection; synapse. Gene Ontology annotation, molecular function: inhibitory extracellular ligand-gated monoatomic ion channel activity; GABA-gated chloride ion channel activity; GABA-A receptor activity. NCBI's taxonomy places the organism in Eukaryota, Metazoa, Chordata, Mammalia, Microbiotheria, Microbiotheriidae. The record is from RefSeq and is a predicted model, not a curated record. The coding region runs from base 61 to 1125 and encodes 354 amino acids. Gene Ontology annotation, biological process: nervous system process; chloride transport; gamma-aminobutyric acid signaling pathway.
CAAAUUGACAUAUUUUUUGCUCAAACUUGGACAGACAGUCGCCUUCGAUUCAACAGCACAAUGAAAAUACUAACUCUGAAUAGCAAUAUGGUUGGCUUAAUCUGGAUUCCAGAUACAAUCUUCCGGAACUCAAAAACUGCAGAAGCUCACUGGAUUACCACGCCCAAUCAACUCCUUAGAAUAUGGAAUGAUGGGAAAAUCUUGUACACUUUACGGCUCACCAUCAAUGCGGAAUGCCAGCUGCAGCUUCAUAAUUUCCCAAUGGAUGAACAUUCCUGCCCCCUGAUAUUCUCCAGCUAUGGCUACCCCAAGGAAGAAAUGGUUUAUAGAUGGAGGAAAAAUUCAGUGGAGGCUGCUGAUCAGAAAUCAUGGCGACUUUAUCAAUUUGACUUCAUGGGUCUCAGGAAUACGACUGAAAUUGUGAAAACUUCUGCAGGUGAUUAUGUAGUCAUGACUAUUUACUUUGAUUUGAGCAGAAGAAUGGGCUACUUUACUAUUCAGACAUACAUUCCUUGUAUACUAACAGUCGUUUUAUCCUGGGUGUCCUUUUGGAUUAAAAAAGAUGCCACACCAGCAAGAACAGCCUUAGGGAUUACUACAGUAUUGACUAUGACAACGCUGAGUACUAUAGCACGGAAGUCCUUACCUCGAGUGUCCUACGUCACUGCCAUGGACCUCUUUGUGACUGUGUGUUUUUUGUUUGUCUUCGCGGCUCUGAUGGAAUAUGCGACUCUUAACUACUAUUCAAGCUGCCGAAAACCAAACUGUGCCAAGAAGAAAAAGUCGUUAAUGCACUCAGAGACAACCGAAUGGGUCCAUGAAAGAAUACGCACACACACCCACAGCAACUAUUCUGUCCUGGAUAUGAGACCACCUCCUACAGUGAUCCCUCUGAAUAAUUCCAUGUACUGGCAGGAAUUUGAAGAUACUUGUGUCUAUGAGUGUCUGGAUGGCAAAGACUGUCAAAGCUUCUUCUGCUGCUAUGAAGAGUGCAAAUCGGGCUCCUGGAGGAAAGGACGGAUUCACAUAGACAUCUCAGAGCUGGACUCAUAUUCCCGGGUCUUUUUCCCAACCUCUUUCCUGCUCUUUAACCUGGUCUACUGGGUUGGAUACCUCUAUCUUUAAAUAUAAAACCAGUAGUGGUGAUUGGAGGGUUUUCACACUUUUUCUUUUCUUCAGCAUUGGCAAAUAUUCAGUAGCAAAGGAGGACACUGGUCAGUUUCAUCCCUAAUUACAAAGAACUCAUUAUCUAUGAUUAUUAAAGAACCUCACCAAGGUUUUAUUAUGUAUGUGCCUGGGGGAGGGGGGUGUGGGGGAAAAUGCCUAGUUACUUUUCAAUAUCCAGUUCUCACUAAAUUCCACAUUUGAAAAUUAAUUUUAGAGAGUGGGAUAGCUGUUGACUCACCUCAACAGAGAAAUCUCUAAGACCUGCCGACCGAUAUAUUUGUAGAUUCCUGCAGUUUCCUCAUCUGUCCUUUCUCCUUACAUCUCCAAGCACUAGCACCCACUGGUGCUGAGCCACAUUUCUGCAUUGGGAGUAUUUGAAAAGUUGGAAGGACCAGCUCUGCAGUCUGACCUUCCUUGCGAGUGGUAGUAAGAUAGGGGGCCCAGGAUUUCUCUUUAUAAUCAUUGACAAAAAGCCAACCAAGCUUCUGUAAUCCUAAUAGCUGUCCAGUAACUGUGAAACAUCAAGGAGAUGACAGAGCUAGGGAGGACAUAGGUAUGUGAAUGUGUAUGUGUGUGUGUGCCCUGGUGCAUAUCAUCCAGGGAUAUAAUUUUGAGAAGGAAAAUGUAUGAUUUUCAAAAUCCUUCAUUUGUUGAAAUCAAAGAAGUAGAUAACCUAAUGUAUUACUUAGAACACAUUUUAAAGGAUCUGUCCUUCCUUUUUGGACUAGAGUAAGGCUACUUCACCACAAAAGCAAAGAGCAGGAGAUUGCUUCUAACAAGUUUCAUUAAAAUUGGCCUGUGCUCCUCUGUGAUGAAAAGGUCUGAGUCACUAUUUGUUAGAACAAGGUACCCUCAUCUUGUUAAAACAGGGCAGACACACACACACACACACACACACACACACACACACACACAUACACACACUCACUCACAAAUACCUUCCAAAUUUUAUUUUACAGUAGGUAAAUCACUACUGAAUAUUAUUUUUCUAAGUAAAACUAGUACCACUUAAACAAAACAAAAACAAAGAUUGUAGUUGGUAAGCAUCAAACAAGUAUAUUCUGGGGCUAAGGAAAAGUAUUUUAUACUUUUGAAAUAGAGUCAAGAAGCAACAUCCCAAAGAGAACUCUAGAAUUUAUAACUGUUUUGUACAAGAGAAAUCCAACUUUAUUUUGGAAUUUUUAUCUAACUCUUUCUUUGUUUCUGACCAUCAGUAUUUCUCAAGACACUUUUCAAGUGGUCCUUUUUUUUUUUUUUUUUAAAAGAAAGCCUUGUCAGUUGGUAGUAAUCACCUAAAUAAAACAGUAUAUCCAGAAAACACUGUGGGUCUCCCAAUAAUAACUGUGAAUUAAAAUUAGUUUAAAAGCAGAAGAUAUUUUAUAAGAAAUCAUUGUAGUCCCUACUACAGAGCCUGCUAACAGUUUAAAUUGGCUAAGGAGUAAAAUAAAUGGCAAUAGAAUAAAUCAUAUCAGUAAAAUGACAAGGGUGGCAUAGGCCAAUAGAAAUAAAAUGUCUGAGAUGGUAAAAGUUUCAUUCUUACUUGCAUGGCUGUUAAGAACAUCAAAGAUAUUCCUAGUAUAUUGAAAAAUGAGCAUAUAGAUAAGCAUUAAUGUUUUUUCAGGAAUUGGUUAAAGAGCUUGAAGAAUUUUCAAGAAUAUUGUUUUUCUUCCCUUUUCCAGUUUCUUCCCUUAUUGGUUUCUAGUUGUUCCUUAGCAAAUCAUAUAAUUUGUAGUUUGCUUGCUACUCUAACAAAAAUGUUUGGUGGAAAUUAGACUGAAUAUAUUGGUUUGAGUGAAUUUUAUUGAUUAUCUAUAAAUUUCUUUAUCUAUAUUAUCCCUUCCUCCGGGAAUCUAGAAUUGUGGAAAGGUAAUUCAGCAAAAAGGACAAUGCUAAUUUAAUUUUAAGGUACUAUUAUUCAAAACUGGUUUAAUUACCCUAAUGUAGAUUUUCAUAAAAUAAUUGGUUCCUUCUUACCAACUGGUCAAGCCACUCUUUCCACUGACAAGAUCUCACUCCUUAUAAUGAUGAGAGAAAUACUGAGCCUGAUCUAGUUGAAAAGGAGUGUUGUGAUGGUAGGAUUCCCAGGUGGAGUUUUCCACAGUGGAAAAAAAUUCACCUGACAGCUCCUUAACCUAGAAAUCAAGAAAUCUUUCCCAGCACCCUACCCCAUAACAGAAAUGGUUUGAAUAUUGGUGAAAUAAUUUGAUGGAAUCUUAUAAUAAAAUGAAACUGAAGAGGAAGAGAUGCCAAGAGAAUACAACAAUCAAUAUGAAAUAGAUGAGAUGAUAUGUAUUCCCAGUAACUUUACAAAGUGCUGCCAGUUUAUCUAAGUACCAAAAUAAUAAUAAAAAAAAAGAUUGUCACAUAAUAAACUUCCUUUUCUAGGAGGUGUCUAAAGAACUCUUAGGUUUUCAAUAGAUAAAAGAAUUGCUAGAUUUUACACCACACAUUAUUUGCCUCUUCUGACCUCUUCAGUUUUUUUGUUGUUUGUAACUUUUCCCAGCUGUAAGCAUAUAAUACUUUCAAUACUGUCAAGUCUGUCUUUGGAAGAUUGAUCAUAGAUAUAUAAAUAUGUUCCUUUUGCCUCUAUUUUCUGAGAGCAUGAACAGAUAUUAAUGCUUUAAAACAGUUUUUUUUUUCCUUUCACCGUAUGAUGAGACUCUAAACCUAAACAUAGUAUUAAUAUCUUUGAAUGAGCCAUUUGUAUAAAUGCUAAUCUCUCUUGCAAAAUAUAAUUCCAGCCAUGGAGAUACCAUUCUCUAGACUGGUUUAAAUGCUUUUUAUUCCUGAAUCAAAAGAACUACAUGAAUCCCUUAAGUCCAGACUUUGUCCAUAUGUCUCCAGUCUUGUAUGGAAUCUACUAUAUUGUACAUAUGGGCUAUUUCAUGUAUUGAAAAUGGAAAUGUGAUUUUGUUUUUAUUAUACAGUAGCAGAGGCCUAUGUUAAGCAUCUAACUGUCUUUUGGGGUGACAAAUAAUGAGUGAAGGAUAGCUCUGAGUAGGAUAAAACCCCACUCAAUUGAAUUUUUUUUCCUAUCUUAAGAUUGACUAUUGAAGUGAUUUACUGUACCUGUAACUUCAAGGUGGUAUGUCCAGAAUAGAUUUUAAUGACUGUAGAGUCUUCGUUUCCAAAGGCCAAAGGCUACAUAUUGGAAGAAAGUAUUUUAGGUGGCAGUUCUAUAGUUAUUAAGACAUUUCCUAGGUGCUUGGCAUCAUAAAGACACACUGUCUUUAUCUCUCCUUCAGAGUCAGCCUUACUGCCUAGACCAAGUUUUGCCAUUGUUAUUGCCACUGCCUUAAGCAACUAGGGGGAGAGGUAAAGAGAGGAGAUGGAACAAGCAGGCCAAAGUUUAACUAAAUUGGUACCACUACUACCCAUGAUAUCACUGGCAACUGCUAAGUGCUCACUUUGAGGAAAACUGCAGAAAGAAGCUUUCAAAUGGACAAAAGAUUUCUUUAAUAAUUCAUUAAAACUUCUAUACAGCUCCACUGUCAGUAACCAGAAUAAUAUAGACCUCUAAGAAACUGACCUGCUAAUUAUUGCUAUGAAGCAACAUAAUUUCUAGAUAUAUUCAAAAGUUUUACUCAAGAUUAUAGUUCUAUAGAAUUUAGAACUAGGAAGUAGCAGAUAAUUAUUGAUCCCAACCUCUACCACCAUUGAACAGAUGAGGAAACAGGCCCAGAGAAGGGAAAUUACUUGCCCAUUGACCACUUAAUGUGACAGACCCUAUAUUUGAAUCCAAUUUCUCUCUCUCUCCAAGUGAUCUUUCUUUCUCCCUUUAACUAAUCACCAAAGCCAGUAUUGCUUUCUAAUGAACCAACCUUGGUCCCAUUUUUAUCUCUCUCUCUGUCUCUUUUUCUCUCUCUCUGUCUCUCUUACACACACACACACAUACAUACAUACACACACACACACACACAUUAUAGUUAUUUAUACACACACAUCUUAUGGAUGUCAAAAUUUAAUUCAAUUCAACAAGCAUUUAUAAGUACCUUAUAAGCUAGAAUGGGGGAUUACAAAGUCAUUUUUCCCUGCCCUCAAGGAGCAUACAUUCCAUUUUAUUGCAAAAUAUAUGUAAACCAGCAUUGAUUGGCAUAAAAAUCAAUUGCAAGUAAUAUCAUGUCCUAUUAGUGGCCAGACAAAGAAAAAUGCAAGAUUCCUCUAUCAUCUAUGCUGUAUUAAGAGCAAUUGGGAAGUAGCGUUCAAUAGCUAUUGGUUCAGAAAAUAAGUGAUUUGAUUUGUGAUUUUUUUUUUCUUUAAAGCAAGCAGGUACACUAGAUUUUCAUGCCAUAUAGGGGGAGCUUUGGUAUUACUAAAAGACAAACCAGCCAACAAAAUUAAUCCACAUAGCAGAUAAUAUUUAGAUUUUUAGAGGGUUUUGUUGUUGUUGUUGUUUUUGUUUUGAUUUGGUUUUUGUUUGUUGUUUUUUGUGGGACAAUGAGGGUUAAGUGACUUGCCUAAGGUCACAUAUGAUAGAGAUUAUUUACAUUGAAACUAUUUUAAUCUCAAUAAUCUUGUAGUUAUGAUACAAACCAAGGAUCUCAAUCCCUUUAUAUCUAAAAUUCUAUUUAAAAUAAAAUAGUCUUUUGGGAGUUUCCCAGCCUGAGUUUUAUGGGAUGUUCAAGAGAUUCUCACCCACUAUGAAAUCUGCAAGGUUGGGGGUCAAAAAUUGAGUAGACAAACUGAAAAGGGAGAAAAUAUGAUUUAGUAGCACGUUGAAGAAGAUUUCUCAGAAUGGUAACAAUUUUAGCUUCUUCUGAUACAGAACUGGGUUUUAUUAGUUUUCAGGAUUACUCAAAGCAUAUGACCAAUCACAGCCCAUAAGUGGCAUUCCUUGGCAAAAAAAAAAAAAGAAAUUGUGAGAAGAGAACAAGUUUUGGAAUCCCAGGAGUUGAUAAAGAUGAGAUGGAAUCUUCCUGUAGGAAAACAUGUAGUUAGCAAUCUCUAAGGUGCAGUCAGAGGGCACUUCAAAAUAUAAUCAAUCUGGCUUAUUUUGUUUCCAAUAAAGAGAGAAAUAAAGUACAGCCUGAGGAUCUCUUAUUAAUGCAGACAGAUGUGUAUUUAUUUGUCCUGGAGCUUUCUUUAUCUGGGGAGAAGAUGUUUCUCCAAAACUUCAAUACCCAGUGCUCACAACAGGAAUUCAUCCUCCUCCUCCACAAUCAUCUAUUAAACAGUAAGAGAUGUACUAUAGCCAAACCUUUCAUAGAUUGAAGGUUCACCACAAUUUCAUGACUAAUGUUUCACCCCAGAAUGGUCAGCCCAUUUUAAAUGCUCAAGCAAAACAGGAAAGGGAAUAAAUUGUUUAAUACUGACUCAAUGAUUAAUUAUACUAAGUUUGUGACUAACAAAAAAGAAACAUUUUGUGCUUUCUCUUUUCUUUUUAUAUUCUAUUAUGGAGAACUGUUGAAACAGAGGAUCUAUAUAUAAAGUAUUACGAGCUUUAUAAGUAAUGUUCCAUUUUUGUGGUCUUAAUGAUCAUGAAAUAGUCUUUUGUUUUGUUUUGUUUUGUUUUUUUCUGAGUAUUUACUGACAACAUAAUUGUGAGAGUUCAUCUUGGAAAUGGGGGGUGGGGAGUGAGUGAAUGAUUUCAGAUAUGUAGUCAGAUAUGGCAUUAUGUUUAAAAAAAACUGAGGCUACCGUUUACUCCUUAGGUCUCAGAAUUGCUGUAUGUAGAAGGGCAUUGAAAUCUUCCAUUUUCUGUAGUGUUCAAGAUGAUUUGAAUCUUGGGGGAAACAGAAAGAAAUCUGGUUCCUAAAGAGAUAUGACCAAAGUGCAGCAUACUGAAUACUUCCGGGGUCUUGGCACCUAAUCAGACAUUAUAGAAAUGAAGGAAGCAAGUCCAGAUUUCCAGGCCUAUUUUUGCCAAAUCCAAAACAACCCUCAAGCCUUUCAAAUGGCAGUAGGAUCAAAGGAUCUUAAAUUGACAGGUUCUAGGGACCUGGGGAUUAUCUGGUGUUCUUUCAAUUCAACAAGUCAACAUCCACCAAUGAGGCACCUUUUAUAUAAAAGGCAGGUGUGCUCAAUCCUGUAAGUACAAAGAUACCCCCACAUAGCACACCACUAACUGUAAUAGCCCCUGUGACCCCUGAAAGGACUUUAUAAUAGGAGAUAGAUGUCUCUGUCUUUUUGUCUGUCUAUCUCUUUGUUUCUGUCUUUUUCUCUCUCUGUCUCUCGCACAUACUCUCUCUCUCUCUCUCUCUCUCCCACACACACACACACACACACACACACACUUAUUGUAGCCAAAAUUAAUACAAGGUAAUUGGAGGAGAAAGUACUAAUAGCUAGGAAUGGGAAUUUGGGAAAAGCCCAAUGCAGAAGGUGUAUACUCCAGACAUGUGUGGGGUGGGAGGAGGAAAGACCUAUACAGAAAGGCACAUGUAUGGUCAUUAUGGUACCAGAUCAUAUGGCCUUUUAUCUCAAAUCUCAAAAUUCUAUAGAAAAUAGGGUUUUUAUUUGUUUGAGAAAUUUUAAUUUAAAGAAAAAAUUGCCACCUAGAAAAAAACACUGGGUCAAUAUUUACUUUUGUGGUGUUGUUCAGUUGUUUCAGUUGUGUUUAAUUCUUUUUUACCUCACUUAGGGUUUUCUUGGCAAUAUACUCGAGCAGCUUGAUAUUUCCUUCUCCAGAUGAGGAAACUGAGGCAAAAAGGGCUAAGUGACCUGUCCUCAAUCACACAGCUAGUGUGUCAGAGGCCACAAUUGAACUGAGGAAGAUGAGGCUUUCUGACUCCAGGCCCAGUAUUGUAUCCACUGCGCCACCCUGAUGCCCUGAUUUACUUUAGUAGCUCCUUACAAAGACAUUUUUAACUAGCUAUAUAAGACUGAUGGGUGAAAAUUGUUUGUUUUUUUGUUUAUUUCUCUGAGUCUAGCUCUCAGUAAACAACUAAACAGUGAAUGUUAACUUCUGGGUCAUUUAGCAAGUCGAACAUGCUUCUGUGAUUGAUUGUAUGGUCUUUUUCAUGGAACCCAUCACAAAUAGCCUUUGGUUUAGGGCACUGAUCUCCUGAUCUCAACUUGGCCGAUCUUUCAUUAGAGGAAUAUAUUUCUAUCUAGGGAGGAGAAAAGCAUGUUUGCCCUGAUAUCCUUGAUCAGGCUCUGGAAUGAUACGCAAGAGACUAAACUAGUCAGGUAUUUCAUUAUUUCUGGGAGAAAUAUAAACAUAGAGAACUCUUUUUAAAAAAUGUGGUACUUAUAAAGGCUAAGUGGUUCUAACAUUUUCACUCAUCCAUUUUUCAUAAGAGAUCAUGUGUUUCAGGUUGGAUAUCUGCUCUUAAUAGGGGUUUGCUUCAUGCUAUAUUCUUUGUAAUAUUUCUUUCAUGGUAUUUACUUAUAUUGAAUGAUAUAAAAAGACCAUUUUUUCUAAUUGUCUUUUGAAAAAAAAAUAGUUAUUUUUCCAUACAUUUAUACU